This is a messenger RNA of Drosophila eugracilis, 1594 nucleotides long. Its product is annotated as brain-specific homeobox protein. Gene Ontology annotation, molecular function: DNA-binding transcription factor activity, RNA polymerase II-specific; DNA binding. The record is from RefSeq and is a predicted model, not a curated record. Gene Ontology annotation, biological process: regulation of DNA-templated transcription. Lineage: Eukaryota; Metazoa; Arthropoda; Insecta; Diptera; Drosophilidae. Bases 25 to 1314 code for a protein of 429 amino acids. The transcript is spliced from 4 exons.
UCCUUCACCUGCUCCUCCAUCGAAAUGGCAAUGCUUAAUGAGGCCAGCUUGAGUCCUGCAGACGCACAUGGUCAUACCAAUGCCACUACGCCCACGCACAGCAAGGCGGCAAUGACCAGUGCCACCACAAUGCUGACCACAAAAACGCCGUUCUCCAUCGAACAUAUAUUGUUUCAAAAUUUAAAUAGUGCCAACAAUAAUAAUAAUAAUAGUAAUCAUACCAACACCAUUACCGGUAAUUGCAAUAAUUACGUUCAAAAGAGCAGCAAAAAUGCGGUGAAAAGUGCCAAAAGCAGCUUUGCUCACGACAAUAAUCCACAGAAACAUCCGUCGCAACAUUCGCAUCCGCCGCAAUUACAUCCGUCGGCAUCCGCUUCCACAUCCGCGUCGGCGACUGGACGCGGAAAUCAAACAGCGUCAGGCUAUGGUAGCGAGGAUUACGCCAAAUCCUUGCACAAUACCCAACGGUCAAACCACCAAUCACGUCCUGGAGCUUCCCACUAUAGUGCAGAUCAGACUUCUCAGCAAUUAGGGUCCGCGGCAGGACAGCAUCCGCCGGUACCGGCGCCUCAGCCUCCACCUCCGCCGUCCCUGAAUGGAGGAACUGGUGGAUCAAAUGGAGUAUUGUACCCCAAUGCUCCCUAUACCGAUCACGGAUUUCUUCAAAUGACCCUCGGCUAUCUGUCUCCAUCGUCGGGCACUUACAAGUCCGUGGAUCCAUAUUUUCUAUCACAAGCCAGCCUUUUCGGUGGAGCGCCCUUCUUCGGAGCUCCUGGUUGUGUGCCGGAAUUGGCCCUUGGAUUGGGAAUGGGCGUAAAUGCUCUGCGUCACUGCCGCCGGCGGAAGGCCCGUACGGUGUUCAGUGAUCCGCAAUUGUCCGGCCUGGAAAAGCGAUUUGAGGGACAGCGAUACCUUUCCACGCCCGAGCGCGUGGAACUUGCCACAGCCUUGGGUCUCAGUGAGACACAGGUGAAGACCUGGUUCCAGAACCGCCGCAUGAAACACAAAAAGCAGCUACGCCGGCGGGACAAUGCUAAUGAACCCGUUGACUUCUCACGCAACGAAUUGGGCAAACAGCCAGGCGAAGCCACCUCCUCCUCCUCUGGAGAUUCCAAGCAUGGAAAAUUGAAUCCCGGAUCUGUCAGCACACCCAAUCAGCCUACAAGUGAGCAGCAGCAGCAGCUGCAGAUGUGCCUGAUGCAGCAGGGUUACUCCACGGAUGACUACUCCGACUUGGAGGCGGACAGUGGCGAUGAUGAGAACUCCAGUGACGUGGACAUAGUUGGCGAUGCAAAACUCUACCAGUUAACAUAGAUAGUUCGACCAGGAUAGGAACCUGGCUAUUAAAUUAGUAAAGUUGUCGGUAUUUUAAUUGGGGAAAUACAAUCUUUAAUUAUUUGUUAAAGUAUCAGAGAAAAUUUAAAGUUCGAUUUUUCAUUUAGUUUUUAAAGGUUUAUGUUUGGAAAAUCUAAAGAUAAUGUUUCUGUUUGCUGGAAAAUCACAUAUUUUAGUGAUUGUCAAAUUUUUAAGGCUUUACCACAGAUAUGUACAUUUGUUUUAUCAGCAUUAAAGUGGUUUACCAAACCAUGUCUUG